CUGGGCAGCUGGUGGGAAGCAUGAACAGCUCACAGGUGGGAGCUGCGGCCAAGGCUGCCUGGCUGAGCUGCUGCAACCAAUCUGGGUUGCCACUCCGACCCCCGGAGGGGCCACGCAUGGUGCAGGCAGUAGUGUUAGGCGUCCUGUCGCUUCUGGUGCUCUGUGGGAUCCUGUUCCUGGGUGGUGGACUCCUCCUCCGUGCUCAGGGCCUGAUAGCCCUGCUGGCUCGAGAAAGGCAUUCAUCCCCUGAGGCUGAGCCUGGUGCCUGUGGAGGAGAUGAAGACUCUUAGAUUCUGCCCCUUCUGUACCCUGCAGUCCAGAGCUCGUCCUCUGGGGCACAGCAGAAGGUUCAGCCCACAAGCUCUUGUUUUCUGCACAGGUGCUGGACCUCUCCCCUCACCUCCCGCCCACCCGCACCCCAUUUGUGCUGAACAUGAUUGACUGAAGACACCGGACAGACUGUUGACUCCUCAUCCUGGGACCCUGGCACUCAGCUGCCUCCAAGCUGCUCCGAUGCUCCUGGGGUGAGUGCAGGAGCCCCGUUCUCAGAAUAAGCGAGUCUGCCAUAUGCCAUGGGCACUGGCUUUAUACCCCGACUGCGUGGACACUAGUGUGCCCUCUGCGGA
Arvicanthis niloticus (Nile rat) is the source of this 626-nucleotide messenger RNA. It is a transcript of the gene Smim41, whose product is annotated as small integral membrane protein 41. The record is from RefSeq and is a predicted model, not a curated record. Lineage: Eukaryota; Metazoa; Chordata; Mammalia; Rodentia; Muridae.